CAGACACGUAGCCUGCAACGCAGAGAGAUUUGCGAGAGAUGUCAGAGUCGAAAAAUGAACAGAAAUCGUAGGCGGAGUUGGCCGAAUAGUUUUUUAUCUAGUCCAGGAUCGAGUGAUGGCGGCAAUGUCAUGAUCCGCAAGAGCCAAAGCUCGUCCAGCAUUCUGCCCCAGACGACCGAAGGGUCCUUGGUAACGGAUCCUUCGACAACGGACCGAGCCGAGACCCGAAACAGAAUUGCGUCUUACACGGCGGGGUCGUUGGAUACGUCCUCGUACUCUGAGGUGACCCUCAAACGCACCAACCUGCACAUUCCUCACAUUCUCCUGAAGGGAAACGAACCUGACUCCAGGAAAGUGAGUAUAGCUACUGGAACGGAUGACCAUGAACUCGAAUCUGAGGAGGAGACAACGCUGCGUUUUAAGACCGAGGACAAUGUGAUAAAGUACGGAUUGGAUCCUAAGCUGACCUCUAGUGGCAGGGAAGUCUAUGACAAGGAGGAGCCUCUCAUCACCAAAACCACAAAGUACUACAAAAAGCGAGCUCCGUUGGUGCCGCGCUAUGAUGACUCGGACGAAUCCUAUGUGGCGGACGUGACCAUGGCCAAAUGGGAUACCGUGUCCACAGAUUCCACCUUCACUUAUCCCAAUGACAACUCAGAUGAAUCAAACCAGAUGAAAUCAGGGUUCGGCAAUGUGUCACAAUCCCUUGAUGAUAUGGGUUUGGAAUCCAUCGAUUCGUAUGACUUCUCGGACGAUGCAAUGAGACCAACAGAAAGUGGAAUGAAAUCAUUAAAAAGUGACACGCUGGGUAUUGGGCCGGGAAUGGGUUUUAUCUACAUGAUUAUACCACCGGACGGUGGCUUCGGCUGGUGGAUCAUGGUCCUCAGCUUCUUUUCCCAGGUGAUCGUUGACGGCAUCAUAUUCUCCAUUGGCAUCCUGCUGCCGGCAAUAAGCAAGGAGUUCGAGAUUCCCAUCUCGGAGGUGGUGCUGGUGGCCAGUGUCCAGAUCGGGUGCUACUUUACCUUCGGGGCUAUAGCCAGUGCCCUUAUAAAUCGUUUUGGAUUCCGGCUGGUGGCCAUUUUCGGAGUUCUCACCUCCGCCCUGACCAUUACGGCGGCUAGCUUUGCCCAGGGUGCCAUGCUCCUUAUCGUGCUGUAUAGUGCCGUUGGUGGCUGCUCCCUGAGCAUGAUCUGGGUGAGCUCCCAGCUGAUUGUGGGCUACUAUUUCGAGCGGUACCGACCGAUAGCCAAUGGCUUCUCCUGCAGCGGCGCCGGAGCGGGGAUAUUUAUCUUCGCCUUCCUCACCAGCAACCUGCUGCCCAUUAUUGGAUGGCGAAACGUGCUCCGGAUGCAGGUGGGCUUCCUCUUUCUUAUCCUUCUGAUGUCGAUUGCCUUUGUUGAGGUCCCCCCCACCCCAGUGGGUGUGUAUAAUCGCGAGAGCGACGAAACCAGUUCGGAGGAGUACUACGGAAAUUUUUACGUGCAGAACUUUAUACGAUUCUCCAAAUCGUCCUCGUAUAGUAAGAACCGCAGUCUAGUCAGUAUAUACGAGCCGUCGCCAAAGAAGCGGAGCUGUGCCGAGUGCUGCUCCUGUUGCCGGCGCAAUAAAAAAGAGCCAGAGCACAGAAAUUACGAGAGAAGCCUAAUCAUAAAACCUACUCCGAUGCAGCGGGAUGACCUCUUUUACACGGGCCGGGCCGAAUAUGAGGAGCCUCACUCCAAGGAGAACAUUGAGGGCAAGGACAUCUAUUUGACGGGAAACGACAAGGAUACCCAGCGAGUCAACUACGGCAUCCAUCACAUUCAAAUAUCGAGGGACUCGAACAGUUCGAAUCGAGCAUCGGCCCAGGACCGAUACUCACAGAAGCCAAGGAAACGCACCUGUACGGACAACAUGUUUGUGAAGGGCCUGUUCCGACUCUUCGACUUCCAUCUCCUGAAACAGUUUGAGUUCCGGGUGCUGGUGGCCUCCGCCUUUCUCUUCCCCAUGGGCAUGAACAUACCCUUUGUAUACUCCAAGGCCAGGGUCACCAUCCCCUGGGAAUACGCAGGUCUUAUAACGCCGGCCAUUGGACUGUCAAACUUUGCGGUGCGAGUGAUUUGCGGCUUUAUAGCCUACAAGAAACGCGAGCUGGACACGGUUGUCUGCGGUGGCGGCUUGGCUUUCGGCGGAGUAAUCGUCCUAGUGAGCGCCUUCUACGGCACGGACUUGGUCUGGUUCCAGAUAUUCUACGGACUGUGCUAUGGCGUGGCGCCAGCCGUCUACUCCACCCUGCGGGCCCUGAUCUACGUGAGGUAUCUGGGACUGUCGAAGCUAACGAAUGCCUUCGGCAUCACCGCCCUGGCCAUGGGACUGGGCGUGUUCAUGGGCACCACCAUUGGCGGCGUUGUGGUAAGCAUCACCCAGAGCUAUGUGAUGGCCUUCGCCUUUGCCGGAGUGUGCCUUAUCGUCUCUGGAAUGCUUAAGCUCCUCCUGCCAUCGUGGGUCAAAUGUCGGCACCGAAAGAGAGGUUCGCGUUAACAUUGGGGUUGUGGGGACGAGGCUGCUCUAAGGACUGGAUUUUUUGUUUGGUUGGUUUACCCCUUUCUACGGUUUCUACUACUAUAUUUUUUCAAAUGACUUGUGUACUUAUUUUCUUUUUUUAUUUAAUACAUAUACAGGUGAUAGAACUGUGUUAUGGUUAUGUUCUGGUUAGGCCUGUCUUAAAAGAUCUGAAUAAAUGCUUGUAUAUUACAUUAAA
Molecule: messenger RNA, 2740 nt
Organism: Drosophila ananassae
Lineage: Eukaryota; Metazoa; Arthropoda; Insecta; Diptera; Drosophilidae
Gene: Targ
Exons: 7
Coding region: 55-2520 (821 amino acids)
Biological process (GO): monocarboxylic acid transport; transmembrane transport
Molecular function (GO): monocarboxylic acid transmembrane transporter activity
Source: RefSeq, a predicted model, not a curated record